Verticillium alfalfae VaMs.102 is the source of this 1497-nucleotide messenger RNA. RefSeq names its product glycosyl hydrolase family 43 protein. Gene Ontology annotation, biological process: carbohydrate metabolic process. The transcript is spliced from 3 exons. The record is from RefSeq and is a predicted model, not a curated record. Gene Ontology annotation, molecular function: hydrolase activity, hydrolyzing O-glycosyl compounds. NCBI's taxonomy places the organism in Eukaryota, Fungi, Ascomycota, Sordariomycetes, Glomerellales, Plectosphaerellaceae. The coding region runs from base 1 to 1497 and encodes 498 amino acids.
AUGGUUGCUGCUUCUAAGAUUCUGUGCUCUGGCGCACUGUUCUCCUCCCUUGCGGCGGCAAGGUGGAUCGUUCCCGGCGGCCGCUGGAUCGAUACCGAUGGCGACCUCGUCAACGCCCACGCUGGUGGUGUCACCAGGGAGGAGGAGACGGGCAAGUUCUUCUGGUUCGGCGAAUACAAGAUCCAGGGCCAGGAGGAGGGUGGCGGUGUUUCGGUCUACAGUUCGGAUGAUCUCGUUACAUGGGAGAACCAUGGACUUGCACUCAUCCCUGAGGAGGGUCACGAGUUUAUUUCACCCGAAAUGAUCAUCCAGAGGCCCAAGGUUGUGUACAGCCGCGAGACCCAGCAGUACCACAUGUGGUGGCACGCCGACGAUAGCAAGUACAGCCUCCUUCUUCAGGGCCUUGCCGUCUCGCCCAACAUCACGGGCCCCUACACCUUUGUCGACGCCACAGCGCCCCUCGGCAACUGGUCCCAGGAUUUUGGCCUCUUCACCGACAACUACGGCGAUGGACGCUCAUACGCACUCUACUCUAACGGUGACAGGCGUGAGGGCCGCGACGUCUACCUCUCUGUCUUUAACGAGAAUAUCACCGAAGUCGAGGAGGUUACAUUCCGCUUCAACAAAUACGAUCUUGAGGCACCGACCAUUCUCCAGACGGACAAGAGUUACUACGCGCUCAUGAGCCACAAGACAGGCUACAGGCCCAACAACGUUGUUGCCUUCCGCGCCGACAAGCUCGAGGGACCUUGGAGCCAGCCCUUCAUGGUGGCCAAGCCGUACACGCGCACUUACAGCUCGCAGAGCGGCUUCUCGCUGCGCAUUGAGGGCACGGAGAAGACGACGUACCUGUACAUGGGUGACCAGUGGGAUCUUAACUCGCUCUGGGAGGCGAGAUACAUCUGGCUUCCCGUUGAGAUUGACGACGACAAGGGCAGCCUCGAGGUCAAGUGGCACGACGUCUAUGACCUCAAUGUCGAGACUGGUGUCGUGACCCCUAUCGAGGGCACCUCGUACCCGGUCGUCGACGCCAAGCUCGAGGGCAACGCCUGGCUCCAGGAGGCCAACUUUGCCAGCGACGGCCGCAUCGCGACGGGCAUCUACGGCAACGACAGCACCGUCACCUUCAGCGGCAUCGAGGGCGCCGGUAGCAAGCAGUGGGUCUCGUUCUACUACCAGAACACGGACGACAUGGGCUUCGGCGACCAGCCCGGUGGCACACCCGACCGCAUCAACGGCACGUGGCAGCUGAGGCGUAUCAGUAGCGUCGUCGUCAACGGCAAGGUCGAGGAGCUCGAGACGCUGUACCAGAGGGAUACCCACAAGGGCAUCAUUGCCUCGGCACCACUGCUGCUGGACCUCGAGGCUGGCUCCAACAACACCAUCAAGAUUGGUGGCCUCUCCAACGGCUUCGACUUCAAGGGCGCCGAUAUCGACCGUAUCGUCGUGUACCCGCCCGAGCCUGUCAAGAACAAGUGCAAGAAGAGGGCUGCCUAA